GUGGAUAUGAUCGAAAACGGGGCCCAUCCAUUUGCGUUUGGUUUCCUUGCGAAGACCUCGCCAUGAGUCUGCAGGUCUUUCUUCUCACCCAGCUAACAAUCCGACCAGCUCGGAAUUGGGGAGUGAUUGAGUAGUCAUGCUCGGCGAUCGAUAGCCUGGUACAUGCCAGACGGGGGGAAGCUAUUGUUGUGUGUGUAUUCAAAGUUCUUGCAGAUUUGUACCCCUUGUCCUGACAGGAGGGGCUUAGAUGGCUGAUCCGGUGGCCGGCGUGGAGAAGAUCGUCAAGCUUGGGCUGGCGAUCAAGGAGGCGGUCGACACGGUUCGCCACAACGAGGAGGAGUGCCGCGAGAUCAGGAAGCGGGUGCUCAGAUUCAGCGCCAUCCUGUCGCAGCUGCAGCAAACAGGUUUGAUGAAUGAUAGCCCGGCGCUGAGCGGCGCGCUGGAGGAUCUGGAGGAGAGCCUCCAGCACGCCCUCGAGCUCGUCAUGGCCUGCCAGGAGAGGAGCACCGUCCGCCGCCUCAUCUCAGCAGGGGAGCUGUCCAAGCAGCUGCGCCGGGUGAAGGAUGACAUCCUGAACAAAGUGAUGCUGGCGUCCUUCGCUAUCAAUGCCCACACCACCAUUUUGUUGCUCACUAUCCAGGCUGGUGGCCAUCCUCUGCUCCGGCAGCAAGAGGUUACAGGAGUGACGGAGGCAUCACAUAACAGGUAUUCAACUAACUAUGCCAGAGUUUUUGAUGGACAUGGCACAUCUGAAUUGAAUGGUGGGAGGAACAACGUACUAGCAGGAAGCAGAGUGCCCUUAUUACCACCCUUCAGAGAGUACGAGUUAUCUGAGUUGAGGGCCGCUACAAACAACUUUGCUUACGACAAGAUCAUUGGACGCGGUGGUCAUUCUACUGUCUACAAGGGUGUCUUAAAUGAUGGAAAUGAGGUGUCCAUCAAGACAUUUUUGGAGUCACCUGACUUGAGCUGGGCGCGCUCUUAUGAUAUUCAUCUACUUGUUUCAAAGCUUCAGAACAAAAAUAUAGUGAAAAUUUUGGGACACGUCGCCCAUGAAGAAGUCCAAACUUUUUCAUCGGGGGUGUGGUUUUUUAAAUGGAAAGAACAUCGAGUCAUAAAAAAUGAAUAUUUUUGGGUGGAAGAAUACAUGCCGAAUGGAAGCUUGGACAAUAUUAUCCAUGAACCUCAAUUUCAUUGGUCCUCUCUUUUCCGGAUAAUUGAAGGUAUAGCCCAGGGCAUGCAUUGCCUACAUGAACAAGGCAUUAUCCACAUGGACAUGAAACCAAGCAAUGUCCUCUUGGAUUCUGAUAUGAAUCCUAAGAUUAUUGAUUUUGGAAUAUCUGAAGUGUUGAAUGACAAUCAGAUCACCCGUGAAAAUGUGUCGGAUAUUAUUUUACGCAAUGGGAGUGAUGACACCUAUACGAAUUUUAGAGGGACCAUGGGAUAUGUAGCUCCAGAAUAUCUUGCAGAAGGUAUUGUGUCAAAGAAGAACGAUGUUUACGCUUUUGGCAUCACCCUCAUUCAGAUUGUUGGUAGAAUCCGAUGGUUUAAACCACCUGAGCUAUACCCUUUCGAUGAAUGGGCUUGGAGGGCUUGGGAAAGUGGAGGGAUUGAGGAGUUAUUUGAUCCGGCGCUGUUUGAUGAGUCUCAGCUAAUGGAGAUCAAGAGGUGCGUGGAGGUAGGGCUGCUGUGCGCUCAGGAAGAUCCAGCAAACCGCCCCAACAUGGAAGAUGUUGUUCAGAUGCUAUGUGGUCUGAAAGAGUUACCGACACCAAAGAAACCACAGUACAUGCUGGAGACAAAAUGGUUUGAUUGGAUCCUUGAUUCACCGUCUGCCUUGUCAGAUGUAUCGUUGAGCCCCAGAUGAGCAUUAAUUUAAAACCUAGCUUGUAUAGCAUCUGGUAGACAUAUAAAAAUUAAUGAGGCUGAAUUGCCCUGAUCCUUUCUACCAAGGCGAACCUCUGUCGCCAACGUUGUUCAUCCUAGUGAUGGAUGUACUCAACAGGUUGUUUGGGAAGGCGAGUGAGCAAGGUCCGCUACAACCACGCGGCCAUCAAGUCCUCUGGGCUGUGGACAAACCUGUCCAAGUGCCAAUCUUCGGUGCUGAUGCAACUCUGCGUGAAAUCCAAGCAGUUUUACCAUGCUAGAUUUUUAAGUCAAUUCCCAAUCACAUACCUGGGCGUCCCGUUGUAAACUACAUAUAUACUGCCCAUAUUAAGGCCAUUGGUUAUCAACUACAUAUAUACACAUAUACUGCUGUCAA
Setaria italica (foxtail millet) is the source of this 2263-nucleotide messenger RNA. RefSeq names its product cysteine-rich receptor-like protein kinase 10. NCBI's taxonomy places the organism in Eukaryota, Viridiplantae, Streptophyta, Magnoliopsida, Poales, Poaceae. Gene Ontology annotation, molecular function: ATP binding; protein kinase activity. The transcript has 9 exons. Gene Ontology annotation, biological process: cell surface receptor signaling pathway; protein phosphorylation. Bases 248 to 1867 code for a protein of 539 amino acids. The record is from RefSeq and is a predicted model, not a curated record.